Molecule: messenger RNA, 5958 nt
Organism: Candida tropicalis MYA-3404
Lineage: Eukaryota; Fungi; Ascomycota; Pichiomycetes; Serinales; Debaryomycetaceae
Gene: CDC39
Product: CCR4-NOT core subunit
Exons: 1
Coding region: 1-5958 (1985 amino acids)
Biological process (GO): nuclear-transcribed mRNA catabolic process, deadenylation-dependent decay
Cellular component (GO): P-body; CCR4-NOT core complex
Molecular function (GO): molecular adaptor activity
Source: RefSeq, a predicted model, not a curated record
AUGUCGUUCAAAGAAUUAUUAAUAGAAAUCGGUCCAGAAAAUUUGUUGCCAGAAAAAUUAUUACCAAGCUUGUUGGAAAUCAAACCAAAUGAAAUAGACCAAGGUAUAGCUUUAAUAUUGGCAGAAAUAUUGAUUCCUGGCUCACAAGGAUUGUCACAAGGAUUGACAUUUGUCAAUACAUUACCAGAAGCCAACGCCAAAGGUGCACAAUUACAAGCAUGUUUCAAAGCUAUUGAAAGCUCAGGGAAAUUUAACGUAAAUUGGUAUGAAGUAUUUAAUUAUGUACAUCAAUAUUUAUUUGACUCAUCACAAAGAGACAUACAACCUUCAGUUAUCAGUGUCACUCAAUUUUUAUCAUCCUUAGAUUUCAAGCAAGAACCAAUUGAUAUAUUUUUGAAUUAUGAAUGGUGGUUUAACAAGACCUUAUUGUACAUAUUGCAUUCACUGGACGCCUCCCAAGGUGGUUAUGAUAUUUCAUUGCUGAAUCAUUUAGCAUACUGUUUUGAUGAAGAUAAGAAUAUCCCACAAACUAGAAGAAAUAUUUUGAAGUUCAUCAAUGUGGGUAAAUUAGAGCUUCAAGUAAUUACCAAGAUCCAACAACAACAACAACACCAGCAAUUGAGUGAACAAGAUAGAAAAUUAAACCCAUUUUUGAACCAACUUUUUGAACACGACUAUCGUGUUUUCCCAGAGUAUAUCUUGGCUGCGGCAUUGACUGUUCUUGACAAGACUCAAUUUAUUAACGAUUUAAUUGAUACUUUAUUUUAUUUAUUGGUUGACAGUGCUAGUCCUGCUUUACCAAAGGUUAUUCGUUUACUCAUGGAAUCUGGUUUAGCUUCUACCAAGUUAUGUGACUAUUACAAGAGCAGAAAAACCGUAGAUGCUGCUGAUAAGGUUUUAUCCUUAGCUUCUACUGUUGGAAUUACUCAAGAUGUAUUGGAUGUUUUCUGGGCAAGCGACUUGAAAUUGGCCGUUAAACUUUUGAUAGAAUCAAGCCUUUUCGGCUACGAAUUUAAAUCUGUUAUUGAAGCUAAACUCAAUGAUCCACAACUCAAGCCAUCUGUUUACCAAGCGUUGGCUGAUGCAUUGGAUGAACGUGUCCAAAAGGACUAUGAACGUGGUCAACAAGUACAACAAGCACAGCAACUUCAACCACAACAAGUUUUACCUCCUCAUAGAGUGUUGAAGGUGCCAGUGGUUUACUACUUGCUUGAAAAGAUCAAAUCAAGUAAUGGUGUCAUUGAUGCUAAAAAGUUGAAGAAUCUUCAAUUAUUGUUGUUGACUACUUAUCCAAGAUUGAUUAAUUUCGGUAAUGGUCACGACGAAGCAAUCUUGGCCAAUGAAGAGAAGUCUCCAUUUUUCACCCCUAAUGUUGAAGUGGAAAUGAAAUCCUAUUACUCCAAGAUGUACAACAAGGAUCUUGAAAUAAAAGAAAUCGUGGAUAUGUUGACACAAAUGAAAUCUAGUGAUGAUCCACAUAGUCAAGAUGUUUUUGCUUGUAUGAUUCAUUCAUUAUUGGACGAGUAUAAAUUCUUUGCCGAAUAUCCAUUGUCAGCAUUGGCAUCAACUUCUUUGUUAUUUGGUGCACUUUUGGAAAAGGAUUUGAUUCAAGGUACUACCUUGACAGUUGCCUUGAAUUUCAUUUGGGAAUCUUGUAAUCAACCCCAAGAUUCACAUCUUUUCAAGUUUGCAGUACAAUCAUUGUACAAUUUCAAGUCCAGAUUGCACGAGUAUCCAAUUUAUUGUAAACAUUUAUUGGAGUGCCGUUCAUUGUCAGCUCAUGCGAAGAUGUACCAAAUUGUUAAAGAUGCGGCGAAUGGUAUUCCUUGCCCUACAGGAGGAGCUGCUCCUACCCAGACCUCAACACCAGAUGUGGGACCGAAAUAUCAAUCUAUUAACUAUGUUGAUAGAACCAUUGGUUAUGCUCCUCAAGAGGAACCACAAGAAGCUAUCAGGGACAAAUUGUUGUUUAGUGUUAAUAAUAUGACUGGUGAUAACUUGAGAUUGUCUGAAAUUCAAGAGGUUUUAACUGAGAGUUACUUUGCAUGGUUUUCCAAUUAUUUGGUUUCUGAUAGAGCCAAAGCAGAACCAAACAACCAUGAAUUAUAUGCGAAAUUAGUCAAGUCAUUGAAUAACCCAAUUUUCUUUGAAUACGUGAUGAAUAUCUCCUUGAGAGAAGUCGAUCAUAUUAUCCGGAAUUUCAAGGAUUCCAGAAAUGAAAGAAAUCAAUUGAAAAAUUUGGGUGCUUGGUUGGGUAGAAUCACAUUAGCUAAUGACAAACCAUUGAGACGUGAUUAUAUUGCAUUGAAAUUUUUAUUAGUUGAAGCUUAUGAUUUUAAAUCCUUGCCUUUAAUCAUUCCAUUUGUUUGUAAGAUUUUAGACCAAGCUCAGUAUUCCAAGGUCUUCAAACCACCAAACCCAUGGGUUUUGGGUGUCAUGAAGGUUUUGGCUGAAUUGUAUGAUUGUGCAGACUUGAAAUUGCAAUUGAAAUUUGAAAUUGAAGUUUUGUUGAAUUCAUUUAAUAUGAAGGUCAAAGAUAUUGAUCAAAGUACAUUGAUUAGAACCCAUAAUCCAGAUCCAACUGCAUUGGCUACCAUGUUUGGUAUCAAUGAUCAAUCUGUCAGUUUGGCUAAUGAAAUUGCUAAGUUAUCCUUAGAAGCUGCUCAACCAAUUAAUUCAAUCCAAGCUCCAUUCCCUCAACAACCACAACAAACACUCGAAUCCAAACAAUUUCCAGGUGUCACCCAACCUCAAUUACAAUCUCUAUUGCAACAGCAACAACAACAGCCACAGCAGCAAAUGCUCUUGCAACAGCAGCAACAACAACUUCCACAACAACAAAUCCAACAACCUCAACAAUCAGCAGAACCUACAUUGGACACCAGUUUCAGUACAUUAGUUGGAAACUCUAUUUUCAUUCAAAAUGCUAAUUUAAGAAGAGCUUUCCAAGCGUCAUUAUCAAGAGCUGUUAGAGAAUGUGCUGUUCCAAUUUUAAAUAGACUUUCAGAAACUGUUGUCACCACUACUGAAGCUUUAAUCAGAAAGGAUUUUGCUACCGAACGUGAUGUGAACAAAUUACGUAAGAGUUAUCAAAAGUUGGCUUUACAAUUGUCACAUUCUAUGGUCUUGUGCAGUGGAAGAAAGUUGUUAGCCGAAACUAUUGAAGCUACCAUGUUGCAAUUAUUGGGUAACAAUCCAAAUGAGAUUCCAAUUAUAGAAUUGAACAAUGCUAUUCAAGCUAAUGUUGGAUUAUGUGUUGACAUUGUUGAUAGAAUUGCCGCUGAAAAUAUUUCAGAAAUCAUUGAUGAGAAGAUGCAAAAGUAUGUUUUCUUGCGUGAACAACAUAAUGCAAUUCAUCCAAAUGAACCAUUCAUAGAAGAAGGUGCAACUGAAUAUUCCUUGAGAUUACCAGAUCCGUUAGGUUUGGCAGUUAAUGGGUUGAGUGGACAACAAUUGAGAAUUUAUGAUCAUUUUGGUGAAACUAGAGUUGACGAUGGUAUUCCGGCUCCAGCUCCACCUGGUUCUAUUCCUACCCAACCACAAGCACAACCUCAACACCCACAAGCUCAGCAGUUACCGUUGACUCAACAACAACAACCUCAACAGCCACAAUUACAGCAAGAUCUUCAACAAGGUAUUCCAGAGGAUGUCAUCUCGUUCGAGCAAUUGUUUGCGGCAAUUACUUCUAAUUGUGACAAGGCUAUUCAAUUACUUGCUGAAGUUACUGAAACUAAGUUGUCCGACUUACCACCAAAUCAUCCAAUCACAGCUGCUUUGACACAAGCAUUACUUAUUGCUCAAAGUAAUGCAAUUAAAUUUCCUGAAUUGUUAUUGAAGGCUGCUCAAUAUGCUGUUAAUUGUUUAUUUACUCAAACUCACGAGAAUCCAAUGAGUAACGAGAUUUAUGUUGUAAUUUUAGACAAGUUGUGUGAAUACUCACCAUCUACGGCUAAGGAUGUCACUUGGUGGUUAGUUCACUCUUCUGAUCAACGUAAAUUUAAUAUGCCAGUUAUAUUUUCUUUAUUGAAGGUUCAAUUGAUCCAACCAAUUAAAUUAGAUGCUUCUAUUGGCAGAUUAAUAAAGGAAACAAACAGUCCUGUCCUUGUCAAGUUUGCUGCAUCAUUAUUGGAGAAUGUUUUCAGUGCACAGGAUAUGCGUCCUAUUGCUUUGAGAUCAGAGUUUGCUAACACCUUAAAUGCAUUGAGUAAUUAUAAAGGAAAUGAACAGGAUGAAGAACAUAAAGAAGCCAAAAUGGCAGUUGAUAAAUUGUUUAAUGUUUUGAAUUCUGCAGCACCUGCUUCUAAUCAAUUGUAUGCUCAAUUAGGUUAUGUUUUUGCCGAGUGGGUAAGAUUAUUGACUCAUGGCGAUGAAGCAACUCAUCAAUUGCAAGUUGAAUUUGUUAAAGGCUUGAUUGAAUCAGGAAUUUUGAAGAAUCCUGAGAAUUUGAAGACAUUCUUUAAAGCUGCUAUUGAUAUAUCUGUUACUUCAUUUGCUGCCGAACAUGAAUUAAGAGCAAGAACCCAACACGAAUGUUAUUUGGCAGUUGAUACUUUGGCCAUGUUGAUUGUUAGAAUUGUUUUGUUGAUUGAGGAUAGCAAACAAGCCAUUGAUUAUUUGAAAAAGAUUUUGGGUAUAAUUACCGUGAACUUGAUUAAUGAUCAUGAAACCUCGAAGGCUAAUUGGAAUGAACGUGCUUACUAUAGAUUUUCCUCGUCAUUAUUGGCAACUUGGGCAGAUGCUUCUGUGUUGGAUGACGAAGCUACUACAGCUUUAGAUUCCGAUUUUUAUAAAUACAUCGGUGAAUUAUUUAAUGCAUUACAACCAAUUGUUUUGCCUGGUUUUACUUUUGCCUGGGUUUCAUUGAUUGCUCAUCGUAUGUUUUUGCCUAAACUUUUGGAAAUGCCAGAUAAGGAAGGAUAUGCUGUAUUGACGAAAUUAUUAAGUUCUGCUUUGAAGUUCCAAGAAAUUUACGGUAGUAAACAACAGCAACAACUUUUACAGCAGCAAAAACAAGAACAACAACAGGAACAAGAUUCUGACUUUCAGGGCCAAUCAAAGACAGAACCACCAAGUCCAGAGGCCACAGCUGUUGUUUACAAAUCCAUCUGCAGAAUAUUCAUUGGGUUAUUACAUGAUUAUCCAGAGUUUUUAGUUGAAUGUCAUUACCAAUUGAUAACUGCAAUUCCAAGAGGAUAUAUUCAAUUGAGAAAUAUUGUUUUGUCUGCAACUCCAAAGGAAGUUAACGUUCCAGAUCCUUUUACUCAAGGUUUGAAAGUUGAAAGAUUACCAGAGAUUAAUGAGCCGCCUGUUGUGUAUUAUAAACCAGUCGAAGAUUUAGGUAAAAUUGGUUUGAAGAAACCAGUCGAAAACUUUUUAAGAAUUCCGGCUCCGGGUUUAAUGAGAACUAUUUAUAAUGGGUUAAAGUUGAACCAACCAAAAGAAGUUAAUGAUUUAGGAUAUGAAGAAACUAUUAAUUUCAAUAUCAAAUUGAUCAAUGCUUUGGUAUUGCAUGUUGGCAUUUCAAGUGUUGCUGAUAGAUUACCAAAUAACCGUGGCUUUAAUACCAAAUCAUCCCAAGUUUCAUUGUUGGUUGAUUUGAUGAAUCAUGGUAAUUCCGAGUUCAAGUACCAUUUGAUCAAUGCCAUUGCCAAUCAAUUGAGAUAUCCAAACAGUCAUACUCAUUGGUUUAUUGGUAUUAUAUUACAUUUUUUCAGUAACAAUAACAUUUGGAACACUCCGGCUAAUAAAUUGGUGGUACAAGAGAUCAUAACCAGAGUGUUAUUAGAAAGAAGAAUUAGUAAUAAACCACAUCCAUGGGGGUUGACAAUAUUGUUUACGGAAUUGGUGAAGAAUGCUGAUUACGGAUUUUUUGAUCUUCCAUUUGUGCAAGAUUCAAUUGAAGAGAUCAAGAAUAUUUUUAAUGUUUUAAGUGUUAAUGUCAAAGGAUCGACUCCUUGA